Drosophila willistoni is the source of this 948-nucleotide messenger RNA. RefSeq lists its product as uncharacterized. NCBI's taxonomy places the organism in Eukaryota, Metazoa, Arthropoda, Insecta, Diptera, Drosophilidae. The transcript is spliced from 4 exons. The coding region runs from base 34 to 900 and encodes 288 amino acids. Gene Ontology annotation, molecular function: acyltransferase activity, transferring groups other than amino-acyl groups. The record is from RefSeq and is a predicted model, not a curated record.
GAGUAAGAAUUGUUUUUUUAGUACGUUUCAAAAAUGUCUGUGUCAUUAAUUGAGAUCGGUUUGCCAGAACUUCAGGAGUAUCAGAGACAUUUCACCAAAGACUGGCCCAAAUAUUGCCAGGAAUAUUAUUGUCUGGAUAACUUUAUAAAUUUUCUAAAAAGCCAACCAAAUAUUCAAAACCUAAAAGCCUACACACUAACACAAGAGAAGGCCAAGACAGAGGGCGUGUUUUUAAUUGUGGAUCGCUAUCAGUUGUUUGUUGGUGGCUUAAACAACAACACAAAUGGCCUAGUUCAACGGGCUUUGGAAGUCCUGGACUGGUCGAAGGGCUUAAAGUGCAGCUCCAUCCCCAUGCGACAUGCCCAAGCCCUGGAAAAUGUCAUUAAAGAAAAAGAUCUAAAAAUAAUAUUCAAAGAUCCAACAAAUUUAUAUUAUCUUAAAGCAGAAGAGGCCCUCAAACUAAAAGUGGAACCUCCACGUGGAUUCCAUUUCAAAACCCUUGAUGUAAAAGAUGCUCAGUUGGUUAACGAAGCAUGGCCAAAUCGUCAUUUGGGUUCAUUGUAUUUUAUUCAACGUCAGAUACGCUUAUCAGUAAAUGUUGGCCUAUAUGCUGACGAUACAGAAGAGUUGUUGGCCUGGUGUAUAAGAUUACAAGGCGGUUAUUUGGGUGCUUUACAGGUGAAAGAGAGCCACAAAAGACGCGGUUUUGGCAGCCUAGUCACAAGAGAAAUUUCCCAUCGUAUUGCUAGUCUGGGGCAAGAUGUUAUGGCCCUGGUAAAUCCCUUAAACACAGCUUCCUGUGGCAUGUUUGACAAACUUGGCUUCAAGGUGAUCGAUCAGUGUCUUUGGCUGCGGACGGAGCCCACAAAUGGUGAAUUCACUUGGCCCGAGGGCGAGUAGUUAUUAAAAUAUUUCGUAUAUUUUAAACAUAAAUUUUUCAUAAAAUAU